GAGAGCCGGUGGGGCGAGCGGGCUUCGGGCGGCGAUGGCCCCGUGGCUGCGCUCGGCCGGGCUGGUGGCCGGCUCGUCGCUGGCCUUCGCGGCCCUCCGGUGGGCGCUGAGCCGCUGCCCGCUGCCCGCCCACGUCCGCCUCGACGCCACGCGCACCUGGCGCUGGAGGAACCUGCUCGUCUCCUUCGCGCACUCCGUGGUGGCCGGCCUCUGGGCCGUCGUCGGGAUGUGGCAGCUGCCGGGGGCCUUCGAUGACCUGGUGCGGACCACCUCCCCUUCCGCUCACCUGUUGCUGUGCUUUUCCACAGGCUAUUUCAUCCAUGACUCCUUGGAUAUCAUCAUCUGCCGCCAGUCCAGGGCCUCCUGGGAGUAUCUGGUCCACCAUGCCGUGGCCUCGUCCGGUUUACUGUCUGGGAUCUUCCUGAACCGCUUUGUGGCGGCCGGACUGCUCUCCAUGUUCGUGGAGGUCAGCAACAUUUUCCUGACCAUGCGGAUGAUGGUGCGGCUGGGCAAGCUGCCCCUCCAGACCUUCUACGAGGUCAACAAGUACCUCAAUCUGGCGGCCUAUUUCUUCUUCCGCCUGGCCCCCCAGGCCUACCUGACCUGGUUCUUCGUGCGCCACGUGGAGAUGCGAGGCCAGGGUGCCUUCCUGAUGGUCAACCUCGUCCUACUGGACGCCAUGAUCCUGAUGUACUUCUCGCGUCUGCUGCGCUCCGACUUCUGUCCGGGCGGCCACCAGCCGGGCUCGGACAACGAGAAGAAGUACCUGAUCGACUGAAGUCCCAAGUGCCCCUGCGGAGGAGGACGGGAGGGAGGUCCUCGGUCCAGCAGCGCUGCUGCUCAUGUGCCUUAACCUGAUGAGGACUAGCGACUUUGUCAGGUGCCCCUUUGAGGGUGGCCAGGGGACCGGAUCCACAGUUGGGUCUAGGUCUCUGCCUGGCUUGGUUCCAAAGGAGGGGUCAAGAGCCACACCCGGCCCCAAGCCGGGCAGGAGAUGACCACAAGAAACAGGGAGGAAGCCUUGUCUGGAUUUUUGAUCUGGGUUUUUUGAAGGGAUUAUUUCAUGCAUUAAAUCUAUUUGUAAUCUGAA
This is a messenger RNA of Ahaetulla prasina, 1090 nucleotides long. RefSeq names its product TLC domain containing 1 (gene TLCD1). Gene Ontology annotation, cellular component: plasma membrane. Gene Ontology annotation, biological process: membrane assembly; plasma membrane organization; phospholipid homeostasis. The record is from RefSeq and is a predicted model, not a curated record. The coding region runs from base 35 to 778 and encodes 247 amino acids. The transcript is spliced from 4 exons. Lineage: Eukaryota; Metazoa; Chordata; Lepidosauria; Squamata; Colubridae.